Thunnus maccoyii (southern bluefin tuna) is the source of this 621-nucleotide messenger RNA. RefSeq names its product taste receptor type 1 member 3-like. The transcript has a single exon. The record is from RefSeq and is a predicted model, not a curated record. NCBI's taxonomy places the organism in Eukaryota, Metazoa, Chordata, Actinopteri, Scombriformes, Scombridae. Gene Ontology annotation, molecular function: G protein-coupled receptor activity. Gene Ontology annotation, biological process: sensory perception of umami taste; sensory perception of sweet taste; G protein-coupled receptor signaling pathway. The coding region runs from base 1 to 621 and encodes 206 amino acids. Gene Ontology annotation, cellular component: membrane.
AUGCUGCAAACCCCUCUUUUCACACAGAUACUCUACGUGACCGAGUUCCCAAAGAAGGCCGCCUCUCAACUGCAUAUACUAAGAGGUCCUGUGAGCUGGCUGUUUGUGAUAACCUGCUGUGCUGUGCAGGCUGGUUUCUGUGGCUGGUUUGUUCAUCAAGGGCCCUCACUGUCUGAACAUGUGGCAAAUAUGACAAUAGACUUUGUGAGGGCCUUCCUCUCAUGUCCAGUAUUACCCUCCAUCGGAUAUGCUUUGAUGCAAGGGUUCAAUACUAUAAUGGCCCUUAUAUCAUUCAUGUGCACCUUCAUGGCAGUGAAACCACUUCAUCAAUAUAACCUCGCCAGGGACAUCACCUUUUCCUCCCUGAUCUACUGUGUAAUUUGGGUGACCUUUAUUCCAAUCUACAUAGGCUUGACUGAAAAGACAAGGUCUAUUGUCCACAUUUCUUUCAGCCUGGCAAGCAACUUGGGACUGGUAGCAGCUUACUACUUCCCAAAAUGCUACCUGCUGUUGAGAAAACCUGAGCUCAAUACCUCAGAGCACUUCUGUACCUUCCUAGAGGGAGUCCCACCAACACCAUCUCAGGAAGAGCCCCAGACACAGCCAGAGGCAGCGCAAUAA